GAUAAGUUAUUUUCAGUUCGACUCCACGUACAUGGAUCAUUCAGAAAACAUUCCCUCUUGCGAUCACAAACCUCCUCGUUUGAUCACAAGAGAUCAAGAGCACGUGAUCAUGGUUUCUGCUCUGCGACAAGUCAUAUCCAACGUCCGAGGUGACAAUUCAUCAUCGAACUCGGUUGCAUGCGAAGCUCUUCAUCAACCUUUGGACGCUGGCCCUUGUCCUCUCUGCAAUAUUACCGGUUGCUUAGGUUGCGCAUUCCCAGUGCAUGAAGAGAUAGAGAAGGAGAAGAAGCACAAAGGUGUGAGGCAAAAGCCAUCAGGUAAAUGGUCUGCCGAGAUAUGGGAUCCGAGUUUGCAAAGAAGAAGGUGGCUUGGAACAUUUCCAACAGCUAAAAUGGCUGCGGAGGCUUACGAUGAUGCGGAGUCUAAGCUUGUCAAAAGAAAGGCAGCAAGAAGUGGCACAAUGAACGGAGAUGAACCAUCCAUACACCGAGAAGACGACGGUGAAGAUGAGUGAGAAUUUUUUCGGUCGUGUCUCACUCGAAGUAAACAUGCAGUGAAAUUACACACACAUAUCAUUUAAA
Molecule: messenger RNA, 581 nt
Organism: Brassica oleracea var. oleracea
Lineage: Eukaryota; Viridiplantae; Streptophyta; Magnoliopsida; Brassicales; Brassicaceae
Product: putative ethylene-responsive transcription factor ERF121
Exons: 2
Coding region: 32-514 (160 amino acids)
Biological process (GO): regulation of DNA-templated transcription
Molecular function (GO): DNA-binding transcription factor activity; DNA binding
Source: RefSeq, a predicted model, not a curated record